ACGCGGCCAUGGCGCUCGCGCUCGCGGUGCUGCGCGUCUUGCUGGGCCUCUUCUUCGCGCUCACGGGGGCGGCCAAACUCACGGAGCACCUCUCGGCCCACGUGUACGCGCAGAUGAAAGCCCAGUUCGUGCAGUUCGCCGACGUCUUUCCUCUCAAGGACUUGGGCUACCAGCCGGACCCAGGCCAGUACCUGCAGGCGGUGGGCUGGAUCGAGUUGGUAGCUGGCUUCCUGUUGGCUUUCGGACCCCAGCUGCUCCGAGAGAUCAGCAACUUUGUCCUCACCCUGGUGAUGAUAGGCGCCAUCUACACCCUCCUGGUGCUGAAGGAGCCGGUGGCCACUUGUGCCCCGGCCGCGCUCUGCCUCGGCCUCCUGCUGCUGCUCAACAUCCGGAGCCGCGAGACCCGCCCCCACAAGGACAAGUACCAGUGACCAGAGACCCCCGAACCUGACCGGGAGGAGGAAGGAGACACCCCCACCCCUUCCCCCAAAUACACACACCCAGCCUUUACACCGGGGCUAGGAACUGGAGCAGAGCUGGGUGCUGGGACAAUUGGGCCUUUUUUGAGGGGGCAUCCCUCCGCCCUCGACAAUUCUUUCCACCCUCACGGCCGGGCUCGGAAUAUGCAAUCCCUGUGGCCUUCCCCCCGCCCCCCACUCCCAUAGUUCUGCGGAAGAGGGGGGUGACUCUUCCCUCAAGGCCCAUACUGCCUUUCUCCCCUUUAUUUCCCUCCCCGUCCCCUCCCCCCAGUCUCCUGCCUUUGUCCUUCCCUUCUCCAUAGGCCUUCUGCUCGCCUCUCUGGCCAUGGAGCUCUGUCCUGUAGACCCCCGGGAAGGGGGUCGUUGCUUGCAAUAAGGGAGGGCUGUCUGGAUUCUACCCCAGCUCCCGGCCUUCUGAGACCGUGGGUGGGGGCACAUGGGCGGUUAACCCCCACUGACCUCUGCUAAAAUGGGUUGAGUCAAAUAUAUAUAUUUUUAACCUUU
Messenger RNA from Tachyglossus aculeatus (Australian echidna), 983 nucleotides. It is a transcript of the gene TMEM35B, whose product is annotated as transmembrane protein 35B. Bases 9 to 431 code for a protein of 140 amino acids. The record is from RefSeq and is a predicted model, not a curated record. NCBI's taxonomy places the organism in Eukaryota, Metazoa, Chordata, Mammalia, Monotremata, Tachyglossidae. The transcript has 3 exons.